CCUUUCUCGUAGAGGGGGAGGGGACGGAGUCAGCUCUGCGUCUCUCUCUGAAAUUGGCGGGAGGCGAAGAUGUCACAUGACUUGGAUGGCAAGGAGGACUUUUUGGAAGAGAAUAAAUUUAAGGAGUAUUGUGCAGAGUUUAUCAAACACUCACAACAAAUAGGAGACGGUUGGGAGUGGAGAAAUGUAAAGGGUUCUGCGGAUGGCUAUAUGAUUAAAACACACUUCCAAGUGAAAGGCAGAGGCAUCUCACCAGACACAGGGGAGAUAAUGAAUGACAGCGAUGAAGUACCAUCUACAUAUGCUGAGGAAGGUCUGGGUGACUCUCAGGUUGCUGGAGUCUGUGCAGCAUCAGAGGCGAUUCGCUAUGAGUAUCACGUUCUGUACUCCUGCAGCUACCAAGCUCCUGUGCUGUAUUUUCGAGCAUGUUUUUUAGAUGGAAGGCCUUUGACCCUGGAUGAAAUAUGGAAUAGUGUUCAUGAAUGCUACAGGGAGCGUCUCUGGCAGGAUCCAUGGGACACCAUUACACAACAGGAACAUCCAUUAUUUGGACAGCCGUUCUUUGUACUUCAUCCCUGUCGGACAAAUGAAUUUAUGGCUUCAGUAUUAUCCAGUUCACAUAAAGGAAACAGGCGUACAAAUUACAUCAUCUCAUGGCUGAGUGUUGUAGGUCCAGUGGUGGGUCUCCAUCUACCUCUGAGUUACGCAAAAGUCAAUUCUGAGCAGACCACAAGUGCUGAAUAA
Molecule: messenger RNA, 744 nt
Organism: Euleptes europaea (tarantolino)
Lineage: Eukaryota; Metazoa; Chordata; Lepidosauria; Squamata; Sphaerodactylidae
Gene: ATG10
Product: autophagy related 10
Exons: 7
Coding region: 70-744 (224 amino acids)
Biological process (GO): protein modification by small protein conjugation; macroautophagy; protein lipidation
Cellular component (GO): intracellular anatomical structure
Molecular function (GO): Atg12 transferase activity
Source: RefSeq, a predicted model, not a curated record